UCUCGUAUACAUUAUCUGUAUCUAUGACAAUUUAAAAACAUGGCUACCAUGUGUAAAUGAAUUGGUUGAUUCGCACGCUGUAAACAAGUUUCUAUCUUCAAUUUGUCAUGAAAGCUCUGUUUCGCGUUACCGAUCGCACGAAUUACCAAUCGACAGAUACGUGCCCCGUACCCUGAGGCUGCAUCGACGGUCCAUCGAGAGCGCCAACCAACUUUCGGGAGUGAAAGCCUCCACGCGAACUGACAGUAGCGCAGAUUCUGUUUUCCACGGGCGACCGAUAUCUGUUGCCUUCGUUGCCAUCACCUGGAAGCAUAUUUCGUUUAGCUGCGAAACCGAAGUGCAUUGCAAAUUCAUGUGGAAACUCUUCCGAAAAUGCAAUUAAGGAGAUUCUGAGAAGUGGAACGUGAGAAUUUUGCGCGCAGUCUUUAUCAUUACAGAGAGAGCACCAUCCUAUAAUAGAUAUCCAUGGAUAUCGCAGGUUAUGAUACCAUUAUGCGCCAUCCAAAAACCAUCAUCCAUUUGGAUGUCGACUGCUUCUACGCUCAGGUGGAAAUGAUUAAUCAUCCUGAAUUGGAAGGACGGCCGUUAGGUGUGCAGCAAGGGAGUAUGGUGGUCACUAGCAACUACUUGGCGAGAGAAUAUGGAAUAAAAAAAUGGAUACCGGUGCAAGAAGCCCUGCGUCUGUGUCCGGAGCUGGCCUUGGUAAAUGGAGAAGACUUAACAAACUAUCGUCACUACUCGACCAAAAUAUUUGAAAUUCUGCACCAAUUUACCCCAUUAGUGGAAAGACUGGGCCUUGACGAUAAUUUUCUUGAUGUGACGUUGAUAGUGGAAAAACAUCUCAAGUCUCAGAAUGAUACGGAACUCGAUAUGAGCAGCUCGAGUACAGAAUUUGAAGAUUUGAAAGAAGUCACCAAGAUAUUCGGUCCCUCGGAGGAGGAAUGUCCAUGUGGUUGUCAUACACGCUUGAUGAUUGGCUCGAAAAUAGCGGCCGAAAUAAGGAGCCGCAUCUAUGAGGAACUGCAUCUUACUUGCAGCGCUGGAAUAGCGCACAAUAAACUUCUGGCCAAAUUAGCAGGAUCGUUGAACAAGCCAAAUCAACAGACGUUGGUCUUUCCGUGCGGCGGUCCAAUGUUACUCUCAGCGUUAGGUUCUGUGUCCAAGAUACCUGGCGUUGGACAAAAGACCACAGAAUUAUUGUUAUCGAACAAUAUAAAAACGAUUGACGACGUGCGCAGAAUACCUUUAGAAAAUCUGGAACUAAAAAUUGGCGUUGAUCUGGCGAGAAGACUGAAGGACAAUGCGGAAGGAAUCGAUGAGACAGCGGUAAAACCAUCUGGAAAGAAACAAUCCAUAGGUCUGGAAGAUGGAUUUAAGAGUGUGUCGCUGGUGGCCGAGGUAGAGUCGCGAUUAGGUGCGUUAUUGAGAAGAUUAACGGAAUUGGCAAUGGAGGAUGGUAGAAUUCCCAUUGCCAUGAGAAUAACAGUGAGGAAGCAUGACUUGAACAAGCCCACUUCGGGUAAGAGAGAGACUAGGCAAUGCGCGUUGCCAAAACAUCUUUUACCGUCCACGAAAAACGGUGUGUAUGAUCACCAUAAAAUGUCGAUACUCGCCAUGAAGCUAUUCCAUCGAAUAGUCGACGUCUCCAAGCCAUUCCACUUGACACUUCUGGGAGUUGCGUUCACGAAGUUCGAGGAGAGAUCGUAUGGCAGGAGUAGCAUCGCACCCUUCUUGUGCAAGCAAGUCGCCGUCCAUUCCGUUCUAGACAUCAGCUCUGAAGAAGGUAUACCCGAAGCAAACCAAGGAUCGCCGAUGAGUAUUAAUCAAGACAGUAACGACAGCUCGGAUCAAUCAGCGAUGAGCUUGAUGACCACCGCUUCGUCGAGUUUUUCGUGCUCACCAAUCUCGAAAUUGUGCAUGGCAAGUCAGAAUACAGAGGACGACUUGCAGAACGAGGUAGAACCACUACCGAAGAAAACCAAGCUGGAAGUGUGGCUGCGAGGUCCUCGAGAAUCGCCGAGUAACGAAAUGGCUGGUCUGAGACUAAGCCCUUCAUCGCCAAUGCAAUUGUCACCCACGGUGGACUCUACGGUUUUCAAGACUCUGUCCAUUGAGAGGAGAGAGGUCACUCGUUCUUGGCCCACGACCAGCAAACCGAAACCAAACAAUAUACUUAAAUAUUUCAUAGCCAAUAAGUGACGGAGCUCCGUGACCUAGUAUUGAAUGUCGCGUUUACAUGUGCACUUCGAUCGGCAACAUUAAAUGGCAGCACCAUAUGAUAUUAUGCAGGAUAUGAUUCUUCACUCUUAAUAUUUUGGAUGCCAAAUUUUAGAGUACAAAAUGUGAUGUAUUGUCAGGCUCAUUUUUUUUUCUAAACUAAAAUAAAUUGAAAAGACUUGCGGUGUCCAUAUAUACAUUUACGGGGUAUAUGCAUCUAAAGCUUUGUUUCAUUAAAAGCAGAAGAGAUACUACAGUAUUAAUAAAUGGUAAUUUGAAUCUGGAUAUACCGUGCAAAAUAGACACUUGCAAUACUUUCUUUGAACUAGCAUGAUGUAGAAAACAAAGCUUGAGUAAUCAAUACUUAUGUCGCUUCUUUUUUACUAUGAUGCUCUAAAUUGAUGUCCUAAAGCUUCGACGUGUAACUAAGAAUGAUCCUGCAUAAAUUUCUCUUUUGUGCCUUUAUAUCAUAUGUGUUUCAAUAUUUCAAGCAAAGUGCAUUUGCAGAUUUUACACGAUGGAAGAUCUAUAUACACAUAUAGACACAUGUGUAUAAGUAUGCGUAUGUGUGUGCGAUUGCGUGUGCGAUUGCGUAUGCGUGUACCGUGUGUAUGUAUAUCUGUGUUCAAUUGCAUUUAAUAUAUUGUCCUAGUUUUAUAUAAUAAGAUGAGAGAUCAUAGCUUUAUAUUGAUCCAUUAUAGUCGAUGUUAUUUUUUACAUUACUUUCGACAGCAACAAUGAAAAAAUAAUAUAUAAUGGUAUUUUUAAUUACAAUUAUUUUCCAACGUUAUUUUAUCAAUAAUAUGCUUCUAAAAAAGAGUUAUGUAUUCAGUUGGAAAUAAUAAUUUCGUUCUAUUAUAAUUAAUAAACGAAUUUUUUUUAGAAAGAACAAUUGUCUUGAAGAUUUUGCAAGUUGCAAUAUUUGUCAUUCAUGCUGUCACUUUUACUAUAAUGCAAUAUGAGCUAUAUUCAUUUACUGUAACGUAUAUGAUUUCUAGAUGGACACAAUACAUGUAUUAAAACCAGCCUGUUUUUUAAUUGAACAAAAUUACAAAAAGAAUAUAUUUAUUUAGCUUAUACGAUAAAUUCACACACAGUUGCAGAAGCAUUUUAAACGAGUUAGUUAGCGUAUUAAACAGGUAUACGCCUAUACGUAAGUGAGGUAAGGUGCUGGCAUUCGAUGUUGUAAUUCUUGACGGAUAAGUAAUUAUAUAAUUUAACGUCCUGAGAAGAAAAUUCUAUUUUUAGUACUGUUAAAUCAAGGAUCGAAAGCGGUAUAAUUUCGCUGAAUUUAAUUUUCCUUGCUACAGACAUACGAAAGAGAAUCUUACGUCAGUUAUCACAUUUUCAUUGUUAUAAAAAAAAGGUAAAGAUCUUCGUUUAUCCGUAGCAUCGAAAUCUGAAUUCACAGGUGAAUUAUUGCUUUCGAUCUUUGCUUGUGUAAUAUAUCAUAUCGGGCGAUUAUUGCGCGAAAGAGAGAUACUCGGUUAUUCCCGCCAGGAUUAGCCACUAGCGUGGAGAUUCUCUUAUUGAGAAAUAUAGUAUAUAAAUAUAUAUGUAAUUAUUCGAAAGACAUAUACUAGACAAUCAUAAAGUUUUAAUGCCACUUCUCAUUACGGCACAUGGUGAUUAUUAUAUAUAUAUAUAUAUAUUUAGAUAUAUAUGUAUAUAUGUAUGUAUGUAUACGCGCAUAUAC
Temnothorax curvispinosus is the source of this 3913-nucleotide messenger RNA. RefSeq names its product DNA polymerase iota (gene PolI). The transcript is spliced from 2 exons. The record is from RefSeq and is a predicted model, not a curated record. Gene Ontology annotation, biological process: translesion synthesis. Lineage: Eukaryota; Metazoa; Arthropoda; Insecta; Hymenoptera; Formicidae. The coding region runs from base 466 to 2199 and encodes 577 amino acids. Gene Ontology annotation, molecular function: damaged DNA binding; DNA-directed DNA polymerase activity.